AGAGUAAAAAUGUUUAAAUUUAAAUGUAUCAAUGUAUCUGUGCAUUCUCUAUUCUCAUUUCUCAAUCUUUCUCAUUUGGGACCACGCCCAAAUUUUUCAUUAAUUGACGUUUCGAUAAUUAAUUGUUUCGUUUGAAGCCAAUCUGUCAAACCAUCUGAAGACAACUCGACCACGUGGCUUUGGCAAUCGCGUCGUGCUUCAUGUUUUUCUUUCGGUAUCGCGUGCGUGAUGAGUGUCACGACCACAUCCGUCGAUUGUGUCGUUUGUAGUCGUGAUAGAUGUACAUUUCUGUCACUUUCCACGAAUAAUCGAGAGUUUUCAAGAAUUUUUGAACACCACCCAUACUUUGGAGAUAUUCAAAAGGAGAUCAUGGCUGUGAAAGAAUGGUUCAGAAGACUGCAGCCCGUCCAAUUGUACCUGAUCCUGUUUUUCACCACCGCUUUUUUUAUCGUCGAAAUGGUCGCCAGUCAUGUGACUCAUUCGCUCACGUUACUCCUCAAUGCCUAUCACAUGCUAUGCAACAUCAUAGCACUUGUUGGUUGUAUCGCCUCCAUCAAGUAUAGCCAUCGUCAAAGCAGCAUCAGUCACAGUGAAAAUAGCGUUUCUAGUUCCUUACGAAAUUCAGUAAUUCGCAUAAAUGGCGAAGAACGCGGUUCUACGACGUCUUUGUCGACGAAAACAAAGCAAUCACGAUCAGAUAGGAGGAUGAAGAAUACAUUUGGCUGGGCGAGAAUAGAUAUCGUUACGAUGCUUAUUUGUUGCGUUUUUCUCGCAUCUUUUUGCUUUUCUUUGUUGGUCGAAGCUUUACAAACUCUGGUGCAUAUAGAUCAUUUGGAUGAAAUGCACCAUCCGAUGCCUGUUCUCACAAUUGGCGCGUGUGGUAUCCUCCUUAAUGCUUUUUGUUACAUACUAAUUGGAGGAUACACCUUCAAUCAGGGUCUUGUUCUCCACGUUACAAUGAAUGGAGAUGUGAUACUACGACGGAACAGUUCGCAGCAAGCGAAAGAAGGCGAAGAACAGUUAUCCUCGCAAACUAGGCGAAGUCCUCUGGGUAUACCAAAAAGCCAAGGUCUACGAGAAACGUGUCGUGAUGCCUUGGGCUGUGUUUUUGUUAUUCUCGUGUCCAUUUUAGUAUAUUUUACCGAUUCUAACGUGGCCAAAUACAUCGAUCCGCUUUUCGCAAUUAUUUCAGCCAUUUCACUCUUCGCACUUAGCUAUUCAUAUAUGAAAGAAUCUGGACUGAUACUGCUGCAAACAAUCCCUAAUCACAUAAACAUUGAUUCUCUUAAGAGAGAAUUACUAGAAGCUUUUCCUGGUAUCGUGAACGUACACGACUUACAUGUUUGGCAAUUAACAGGGCAGAAGAUAAUCUCUACGGUUCACAUCAUAUUCUUGGAUCCAAUGGUUUAUGCCAGUAUUACCGACGAAGUAACAGCCUUUUUCAUACAGAUAGGAAUAACUCAAGUUACCAUACAGCCGGAAUUUUAUAAGUUGAGACCAAAUACGGAAAAAGCCGAUUGCUUGAUACGUUGUCAUGGCGAGCACUGCAGUUCAUCUCAAUGCUGCUCGAAAGAAAAAUUCAUCGAAGAUUCAUGUUCGGACUUAUCAACCAAACAACAAGAUAAACAAGAACUAAACAUAAACAAGAAACUAGAAAAAAAGCAGGUUAUUCCAGCUUCCACAAACAUCGAUCUAAAAAGAUUUACUAUCUAUGACGAAGAAGGUUCAAAAUCAUGUCAAUCAAAAGAAAAUUUGCCUGACGGACGUUCGUGUCAGCAGAGAGAUGAAGAUACAUACAAUAACAAAGAUAAAGCGAUUGAUAACAGUCUUUAUGCGAUAAAUGUAGUAAAUGUUAACGAUGGAAAUUGUGUUUCGUGUAUUACGAGUCACGAUGAACAGAAUUUAGAGAUAGUAUCUUAACUUUUAAUCCUGCUGGAAUCUGUGAAUUUUCAUAUUUCAAUUGUAUUUAUAUUGAAUGAGAAAUCCUGCAUACCGAUCUGUGUAUUUUGUCCAUACUGAAAACAUUUUUUAACAUUAGAAAUA
Messenger RNA from Bombus impatiens (common eastern bumble bee), 2043 nucleotides. It is a transcript of the gene ZnT77C, whose product is annotated as zinc transporter 1. Gene Ontology annotation, biological process: intracellular zinc ion homeostasis; detoxification of zinc ion; zinc ion transmembrane transport. Gene Ontology annotation, molecular function: zinc ion transmembrane transporter activity. The transcript is spliced from 8 exons. Gene Ontology annotation, cellular component: membrane. Bases 229 to 1920 code for a protein of 563 amino acids. The record is from RefSeq and is a predicted model, not a curated record. NCBI's taxonomy places the organism in Eukaryota, Metazoa, Arthropoda, Insecta, Hymenoptera, Apidae.